UCCAUUUUGAAGAGUUUGUGCUCUACAGUGAGAUUAAACUCCAAAUUCCAUCUGAUACAUGGAGGAGGAAGAAGAGGCUCGCCGCAAGAAGAGGAGGAAAGGAGUACGCAAGAAGACCACCUCCACCUCCUCCUCCUGCUUCUCCUCGUUCGAUCGAGCAGUCUUCCCCCUCCUUCUAGCCGCGGCGGUGCGAGGCGCCCAAGACCCCGUCGCCUGCUCGCUCCUCCGCCGCUUCCUCCGCUCCCAACGCCUCGCUAUCGCCGUCCCCCCGACCUCUCCUUCUUCGAAUCCUCUCCCUGGCGGAUUUCUCUCGCUCCUCCCUCUCCUCCUCACAUCCAGAUGCCCUGCUGUGGCGGCUCUAAGUGCUGAGGUUGUUGGCGCCGCUGCUCUUCACUCUAUGGAGAUGAACAUGGCAAUAGCUUCAGAUUAUGAAGUUGUGAAGUGUUUGAUUAGUGCAUUGGGGAGCCAGAGCUACCGAGUAGCCAAGGCUGCAUGCAAUGCUAUCAUGGAUCUUUCAAGUUCUCCCAACGGAAGGGAGCGACUUAAAGACUCAUUGGCUAUCCAGAGUCUAUUAUGCUUGUAUUGUCAGGUGGAAUCAGUUCCUGCAUAUUUUGAUGUUCCUCAAGACAUGGAUAAGCCAUAUAGUGAAAACUCCAAAGGAUAUUCAAGAGAUAAAUUUUUGGCAUUAAUUCUUGAUGCUGCAAUGACUCUCAUCAACACAUGCAAUGAAGACUGUUCAAAAAGGAUCUCGCCUGAAUUACUUAAAAAAGUUUUGUCUUUGCUGUGUGAAAUCUGGCAUAACAUUCGAGGUCUGACAUUACCGACCAAUAACAAUCGUCUUAAAAGUUUCUUGCGAAGUUCGGAGUUCAAUCUUGCUGAAACUAUUUUUAGGUUAUCAAUGAACCAAAUUCGUCCCGCACCUUGGGAUUCUACUGAUGUUCGAAUGAUUAUCUUUGGAGGAAAGGAAUCUGAUUUUGAAAACUUUAUACUAAACUACUGGGAAAAUUCACCUUUGGUACUUCAAGGGAUGUCAAAGAACUCAGAGAAAGCUAAUACCAUUUUCUCUUCCGUGAUUGGUUCUUUUAAUCCCAAAAUAGCUGAUAAUAUCAUCGACUUGAUAUUAGCAGGCCUUGUUACUUGUCCACCCAUUGCUUCAGAUGAACUAGAUAUCAAUUGCUUCCUUCAUGAGGUCAAAGAUUUGUUGGGCUCUCCAAUUGUGCAUGGGCAGGAUGUUAGGGUUUUGAGGACAUCAAAGCUAAAUCCUAUGUGCUCACAAGACACGGGGGAAAUGGAAGAGCAUUUCUUUACAAACGAUCCAUUUACCAUACCCAAGUGUAAAAAAGCAUUUCUUGAUGGGUAUACAAUUGCCUUACGUGGGAUGGAGUUUCGCUCUGAUGAAGUUGCCGCCAUUGCCGAGGCAUUAGCAGACCUCUUUGGCCAACCUUCUGUAGGAGUUAAUGUUUACCUCUCACCACCUUGCUCGCAAGGAUUAGCUUGCCAUUAUGAUGAUCACUGUGUAUUUGUCUGGCAAAUUCUAGGGCGCAAACAUUGGACUGUUUCAACUCAUCCUACAGCAGUUUUGCCUAGAUUGUAUGGGCCUCUCAAAAACUUGGGUUUAAAGAGUGAUUCAGUUAGAUCAAUGCAAAUGCUUAUUAAGGAAGGUGACAUCUUGUAUAUUCCAAGGGGUUAUGCUCACAUGGCUCAUACAGUAUAUGAUGAAAUGGAAUCUCAGGGGAGUGUAGCUGCUGAUUACUCACUCCACUUGACUCUUGCUAUUGAAGUUGAACUGCCUUUUCAAUGGGAAGGAUUUACUCACAUUGCCCUUUAUUGUUGGAACAAGAAACAGAAAAAAGAAUGUCAUCAUCUUGUUGAUUCAAAUUACAAAAAGCCAAGUGUCAUGUUCACUCUCCUGCUGCAUAUUGCUAUCAAGCUGAUUGCUGAUCACGAUCCUGUAUUUAGGAAGGCUUGCAUGAUUGCUUCAAAGCUUGCAUCGUUCGAUUGUGAAAGAGAGAAUCAUGCAGAGGCUUUUAUCACGAGCCAAAAAGCUACUUUCCUCUACGUAAUUGAAAAAAUAAAUGUGAAUUGUAGCUUCAUCAAAGCAUUCAAAUGCAUCGAAUUAGUUGUUCAGGAAAGAAAUGAUAGUACCUUGCAGUGGAUGAGGUGGCUUCAGCAUUUGCCUCAGGAUGGAGUGGAGGAUGAUGAGAUAGAUUUCAAUAAUCUUUUGGGGGUACUUGAAGACCUUUUUGCAUUGUACAGUAACUGCAUUAAAGAAGCAAUUGUAGAGUUUGAUCUGUUUAAGUUCCGGUUUUGUAGAGAUGUUGUGUAUGAAGAAGCAUGUGAGAGUUUUAAUAUUUUGUUGGAGAAAUACAAAAAAACAAGGAAUCAGUAUAUGAAGGGAAUGCUCUCACUUCAUAGGAGAUUGUAGUUCCCAUGAAAGUGGACAAUUCUUAGCACCAAUCUUGGCCUACAGAUGUAAGAUCUCAAAGCAUGAAUCUUUUGACUUGAGUAUAACAAUAAUAGAGUUACUUUGGUUUUGGGGACAUCAUGUCAAUGAUGAAUGGCUAAACUUGAGGUAUUUAA
Ananas comosus (pineapple) is the source of this 2580-nucleotide messenger RNA. RefSeq lists its product as uncharacterized. The transcript is spliced from 4 exons. Gene Ontology annotation, cellular component: nucleolus. NCBI's taxonomy places the organism in Eukaryota, Viridiplantae, Streptophyta, Magnoliopsida, Poales, Bromeliaceae. Gene Ontology annotation, molecular function: histone H3K36 demethylase activity; histone H3K4 demethylase activity. The record is from RefSeq and is a predicted model, not a curated record. The coding region runs from base 59 to 2425 and encodes 788 amino acids.